Messenger RNA from Trichomycterus rosablanca, 783 nucleotides. Its product is annotated as immunoglobulin kappa light chain-like. Gene Ontology annotation, biological process: response to bacterium. NCBI's taxonomy places the organism in Eukaryota, Metazoa, Chordata, Actinopteri, Siluriformes, Trichomycteridae. The record is from RefSeq and is a predicted model, not a curated record. The transcript is spliced from 4 exons. The coding region runs from base 1 to 783 and encodes 260 amino acids.
AUGGGCAAAGGUAAAGCUUAUUCUGGAAAUAAGAUUCAGCAGGAACAGCUUAAGGUUGCUUUGGUUGGAGAAACAAUUACUUUAUCAUGUAUAUAUUCACAAGAAAGAAAAACUACAAUUGCAUGGAUCAAGCAAAAGCCUGGAGAGAAACCUAUUGCAAUUGCACAUUUAUAUCAGACCAGAACUAUAACAUUUUUAAAUGGCUUUGAUAAGAGUGGUCGAUUUAGUAUCACAAAAGCAGAUACUAGUUUUAAUUUGACCAUCUCUAAUUUGGAUGGAUUAGACAGCGCAACAUACUACUGUGCUGUCACCUUUCUUUCUGAUAUCACCUAUGGGGAAGGCACCCUUCUUAUUGUCAAAGGUACAUCACUGAAAAAGCACUCUGUUGUCCAGCAGCCUGUGGUGGAGAUGGAAGAUUCAGAAGACUCUGUAACUCUGCAGUGUAUUGUCCUUACUAAGAACUGUCCAGGACAAUAUGUUGUGUCCUGGUUCACUCAUGGAUUGAGAGAAUCUCACCCAGAAAUGAUUUACACUGAUGGAGACAGCAGUGAUCAGUGUAAGAACAGAUCUGAUGCUGGAUCUUCUACACAGAGGUGUAUCUACAGUCUCCCCAAGAGGAACCUCAGAACUUCUGAUGCUGGAACUUAUUACUGUACUGUAGCUACAUGUGGAGAGAUCCUAUGUGGCAGCAGUAGUAGAAGCAACUGUGUGAGAAAUGUGUUCUUUUAUGUAGUUGUAUUGUUUAAUCAUACUGGGGCAUUAGCAAAAUGUAAGGAAACGUAA